This is a messenger RNA of Chenopodium quinoa (quinoa), 1540 nucleotides long. Its product is annotated as nifU-like protein 1, chloroplastic. Bases 310 to 978 code for a protein of 222 amino acids. Gene Ontology annotation, molecular function: iron-sulfur cluster binding; iron ion binding. Gene Ontology annotation, biological process: iron-sulfur cluster assembly. The transcript is spliced from 3 exons. Gene Ontology annotation, cellular component: mitochondrion. The record is from RefSeq and is a predicted model, not a curated record. NCBI's taxonomy places the organism in Eukaryota, Viridiplantae, Streptophyta, Magnoliopsida, Caryophyllales, Amaranthaceae.
ACUCUUUAAUAAUAAUAAUGAUAAAAAUACUCAAUUGAGUUGUGUAAAAAAAAAAUGAUAAAAAAUACUCAAAGUAACACACGGAGCAACGCCCGGGCCGAACACUAAUUAGACCUUAAAAGUAUACGAGUAAUUUGUUUAUUGAGGUGAUUAACGAAGUAUAAUUAUUUUGUAAAGGGCUCCCCAAGACCCAACCCCCCAAGGACCCCAACAGCCAACAGACAACCAAACACCUUACUUAAACACAAAAAUUUCGUACUCGUACUAACGAAUUGUCUACUUCUUCCUUAACCUCAGUUGUGUUUAUCAAUGGCUUCUUCCUUAACCUCAGUUGGGUUAGUGAGCAACCCAUCAAUCUCUUCCCUCAAAAUACAAGAAAAAUCUUAUAAAUUUACAUCCUUUGCUAAUUUUGGACAGAAAAAUCACAAAACUUUGAAGUGGGUUAAUCCCAAUCUCAAUCUGAAAAGGGUGAUUCUGAUUACAGCAUCAGCUUCAAAUGGGUCUCCUGGGAUCUAUUCUUCCCAACAAUUGGAGCUUUCAGUGAAGACUGUUGACCUAGUUUUGGAAGAAGUCAGACCUUAUCUCAUUUCUGAUGGUGGAAAUGUGGAUGUUGUUUCUGUUGAAGAUGGCAUCCUUACCCUUCAACUUCAAGGAGCAUGUGAGACUUGUCCCAGCUCAACAACCACCAUGACAAUGGGUAUCGAAAGAGUGCUGAAGGAAAAAUUUGGUGAUGCAGUCAAGGAUAUUCGUCAAGUUAAUGAAGCACAAAUAAAUGAAACAACUGUUAAGGCUGUGAACAGUCAUCUAGACAUACUAAGACCUGCUAUUAAGAACUAUGGGGGAGAGGUGGAAGUUAUAACCAUUGAGGAUGGGGAUUGCACGGUUAAAUAUAAGGGACCAGAGACCAUUGGGUCAGGAAUUAAAGCAGCUAUCAAAGAAAGAUUUCCAGACAUUUCAAAUGUGAUCUUUACGAGCUAGAAAGGUAGUGUUUACUAGCUUGUAUGGUUUUCAUAAUACUUUGUAAGACCAUCUGUUGUACGGAAAUGGUAAAUCUUGUAGAUAAUUGAUGUUUAUUAACUCAACAAAUAUGAUAAAUUCAUUAGAGAAAACUUGUCUAUAUUUCUACUCUUUAAGAUAUUGUUCUGGCUUUCAUUUGAUGCAAGAUUGCAACAGCAUAUUGGAUGAGAAAUUCAUGCCUCGUUCUUCACACCACGGGCAAGAAAAAUCGAUUUAAGCCAUCUUGAAAAAUUGAUCAAGAAUGGUGUGUAAACAAAAUAGCAAGUGAUGGUCCAGCUGACAAGUCCCUGCAUUACACAAUCCAACUCUUCAUUUUAUAGGGUGAAACUCGACUAUAUAGAGCGGUGUAAGUAGAGCUUAAUUACAAUUACCUCGCCAAAGAUUUGUAAAUUUGCCUGAGGAUAGUACCAUAGGUGCAAAUACCUGUGAAAUAGCAGAGGAAUACACGAUAAGGAUUAUGGAAUUUCUGUUACAAUGUUUUGGAAACAACAUAAUGUAGUUAUACAAUUUUCUUUACUUGCUC